AUGGAUCCUAUAGAGCCGGCUGGCCGCUCUCAGGACGACCUUCCUCAGCCCCAGCGGCCGUCCUUUCUCGUCCCUCCCGCCCAAGAUACGACGUCAUCACAUCCCCGACAGCGCUCCUCAUCCUUGCGCUCGUCGCGCCGGCCUACAAUUCGACUCCAACGUCCACCUUCCUUUGACCAGUAUACCGCACAAACCCAACGACGGCAAAUUGCAACUAACCAAAGCACAAAUAAUCUCAAUCCAGAUGUUUUCCGUACUUCCUAUGUCGCAACCACCCUCCCACCGGCGAAAGAAGACGAUGAGGCGUGGGAAGGGAACCGUCGCCGAAGCAAUUCCGAACCCCGACCGGGACGUUGGUCUGCGCCUGUCCCAGUCGCACUGACCCAAAUCCAGUCUGGAGAGCCAAUGCAUACCUUGAUGGAGGAGUCUCCUGGUCAAAACCCGGGGGGUUCCCGCCGGCCAUUUUCGGAGCAGUUCAGGCCAGCGCCAUCUCCGGUGCAACCGAGAGAUAAUCGGAACAUUUUACGUAGGACGAGUGUGGCAGCCCUGAGCCGAUUAUCGAGAAAUCGAGCGAUAACCGUUACCGGCACUUCGCCUGUCCCUGGUAUGGAUGGCCAGGAAUAUGACCCUCAUAUCGUUGAUGUUCUCGAUGUUAUUGACCCCGAAGUAUCUGCUCUCUCAACCCUAACUAAUGUCCAGAAUUCCUUAUUCAUCCCAAACCUGGGGUCCUUUCUCAAUCGCAGUCAGACGUACACCCUCUCACCUCCCCCGGAACUUGAUUCUCGCGAGGAAACAACUACGACAGAUGAAGGCGAAGGUGACGAACUAAAAGUCCCUGAACCUCGCCCAGCUCUGGAGCGUCCGCUUACUAGCAUCUCGUCUGUACUGGAAGAAGGAGAAACUCGGUUCGCCGUGCUUCCAGAAGGAAUCACUCUUGAUGGUUGGUCUCAGCAAGAUAUCGAGCAGCUGAAUGACCAUGUGAGGCACAUGCUGCACUCUCGUCGUUCGAAGUUCAAACGGGCAAUGAAAGGGUUUGGUAAAUAUGUGUCAAAACCUCUUGGAUUUCUUGUGACCCUAUAUGCAACCUUGAUUACACUUUUUGGGCUUGCUUGGGUACUUUUCCUCAUUGGCUGGAUCAACAUCGGAGGUCGGCAAUUAUACGUGAUCAACGUGAUUGACAACGUUUUGGUGGCUCUUUUUGCAAUCAUGGGUGACGGGCUGGCCCCGUUCCGCGCAGUCGACACAUAUCACAUGAUAUUCGUCGCCCAUUACACCUUUUUAACAUGGAAGAUACGCCGGAAGCGCCGUCUCCCGGAUUUAAAAGACAAGAACGACCUUCCCUUGCGAAGUGAGGUGGAUGCCGAUCCCGAAGCUGGGGAUAUCUCCAAAGAGGAUGAGCCGGAAUUCAGUGUACUGAACCCUCUCCAGCAGCAAAAACUCAUGCAUCAUCAAACCAAGCUUGCCAAGUCGCAUACUUUUUACAAGCCGCACGAAACCGUGACGCAUCGUGCCUUUCCAUUGCGUAUGCUUGUUGCCAUUGUCGUUCUACUCGACUGCCAUUCCUUGUUUCAGAUUGCCCUCGGUACCUGCACCUGGGCCAUCAGCUACCAUGUUCGUCCGUUCGCUUUGACUACCGUUAUCCUCUGCUUUUCAAUCACCUGCAAUAUAUCGGGAGGCGUUCUGAUCACUCUCGGCGAUCGAAGGACUCGCAAGAAGGAUGUGGUCGAGCGAAUGUUCCGACAAAAAUUGACCAAGGAAGCGAUGAAGAAGAUAGAAAAGAAAAAGAAGAAGAAGAAGAAGAAGCAGGAAGACGAGAGGCUACGUGGAUCACAGUCUGAUUCCACAUCUACCUUCCCACAUGUGCAGGACGAUGGCACUUGA
Molecule: messenger RNA, 1881 nt
Organism: Aspergillus ochraceoroseus IBT 24754
Lineage: Eukaryota; Fungi; Ascomycota; Eurotiomycetes; Eurotiales; Aspergillaceae
Product: DUF2985 domain-containing protein
Exons: 4
Coding region: 1-1881 (626 amino acids)
Source: RefSeq, a predicted model, not a curated record